UCUGCUGAACUGGAGCCCUUUGUAGGCCUACUUUACAAGUAUUGUUGUAAUUGUAAGCGUCAAAAGGAUUUAAAUCUGUAUUGUUGGUAGUUACAUGUAUCACACGCAGUGGCAAUAGUACCGUACAUGUAGAUGAACAUAGCGACAGCAUAUUGGGACACUCGCACGCUUUGAGCUGCGUGUAUUGUUAAAGGACUUGAUUUUUAAGCGGACACACAUUGCAGUUCUUCAACUGUUGAAGUAGGUUCCUGUAGGAUUGGAGGAAACUGGAUUUUUUCUUCGCUGAACGCAUACCGGUAUGCGGAUACAGGAUUUUCCUUAGGAGGGUGGAUAGGAUAAACGCUUGCAUGAUUAAUUACGUUAAUAUUUUCUGAUCACUUAACAGGAAAACACGCAGUUGGUCCAAGGAAUGAUAUUUGCGUCUCGGACACUGCACUUUACUUAUUCAAGCCAGACAUUACAGGGUUUCAUUUUCUGUUGUGCUUUUUGGUCGAGUUUGAAGAUGUCCGAUGAGCACCAGAUUUGCCUCAGUAAUGGAACACAACACUACCUAAACACCGAGAAAGAGAAUAAUUCCGUUUACGUUGAAAUACCUUUGUCCUCCGCAGUCAACAAGGCGGCCACACCAGAAUUCUCCGUUCAGACAGGAGCAUCGCGAAGACGAAGAAAUCUUGAGAAGGAUAUAAAUCUUGUUACAGCAGGGCUAGGCAGUAGAAACUACGCCACAUCUUCCCAAGGUCAAAGUGGGUUUCAAGAGGGCGUCUACGCUACCGCCCCGGGAAACUGCUUAUACCCCGGCCUUACGGUACCAGUAGAAAGCGCCUUGAUGACAUCCCAGCUUGCAGGAGGGGAAACUCUGGACGACAGUCUGCUGUCCCCACAUCUGCCCAACGGAUUUGAGAACUCUGAAAAUAGUGCAGGGUUUUCUGAACUGUCACUAGCCUCCACAGAAAAUUCUGUGGACUGUUGCGACCUUAACUGUUCCAGAAAACUGAAAGAGCUUAAGCAACGGACCCAAAAGUUAGAACACCUUGUGUCUUCCUAUCGGCGCCUGUAUUCUACAACAGAAGACGAAAAGCUGCAAGAAAUAUCCCGACUCCAGAAACUCUUAAAAGAAAAAAGUAAAUCGGUGCACAUAUCAUCUGAAGAAGUCGAACGCUUGAGGACUAGUCUGUCGGAGACAAUUCAGCAGUGCCAGUCAUUGCAAUGUAAAAUCAACAGUUCAGAAAUCUGUCCCGAAGCCACCGCUGAAGUUAUUCGACUACGACAGAAAUUGAAUGACGCAGUGGAAGCUAACAAGAGAUGGCAAAUUUAUAAUUCCCAGCGGGAACAGUUUGUAAACCAAACAAUUCAGAACGUGUCAAUUCUAGAGUCUGAAUUACAGCGACUUCGCACCCGCCCCGCUUUGAGCGAAGAGCAGCAGCGAGAGUUUGAUCAGGUUUUACUGAACUCCAAGCGCAAGGUGGAAGAGGCGCAGGCGUCAAAGGAAAAGCUGGAAGACGAAAUGUUAAUCAUGAGAAAAAGACUUCAACAAAAGAACGAAGAAGUCCAGCGUCUCUCCGAACAACUCCGUGAAAGGGUUUCGCUGACCCAUAGACGGCCACCUCAUCCUGGUCAUCCCGGUCACUCCGAGGAGAGUGACCAAUUAGCGGUAUUGAAAAUGCAAGUCCGGGCCUGCACAGAGGACUUCGAGGCAGAGAGAGCCGACAGAGAGGCUGCCCAGGCAAAAGUUGUCGAAUUGCAGAAACAAUUGCAAUAUUGUCGAUCAAGGCGAGUGGGUCUCACCGCCAGAGGUCCUGCUGCCAGUCCAUUGACUGAAAACGUUGAAACUGAUAGCCUCACUGGGGUGAACAUUGACGAAUUGAACUUGCAAAACAAUACCAACGGAAACUCUUUCAACAGUGGUGGUGACGUCACCGUUGUUAUGGAAGGAAAUAACCCCCAAAUGAACCUCUCCCAGCAUAAUGGCGUUCCGGAAUCGUUUGUGGACAAUGAACCCAGACAGAACGGUGGAUUACUUCGAUGUCCAAAGUGUUGGAAGCAAUACAGCCAAACGCGCAGCGCUGAACUAUUAGAGCACAUCGAAGUAUGUACAGUGUAAUAACGAAUAAAUGACGCCAGAGAGACUAUACCACGUGAUGUCUCACGUCACAAUUUUAAGAGACUAUUUCAUAUCAGUU
Lingula anatina is the source of this 2180-nucleotide messenger RNA. Its product is annotated as centrosomal protein of 55 kDa. The record is from RefSeq and is a predicted model, not a curated record. NCBI's taxonomy places the organism in Eukaryota, Metazoa, Brachiopoda, Lingulata, Lingulida, Lingulidae. Gene Ontology annotation, biological process: mitotic cytokinesis; regulation of phosphatidylinositol 3-kinase/protein kinase B signal transduction.